AUGACGACAACGACUUCUUGGAGAGUGGCUCUGGUAGGCAGCACAGGAGGUGGCACGGCCACUCUGGGUCACACGGAUCCUCCCGAGUUGCUUCAGAUCAUUCAUGAUCGAUUAUUGCAAUUGCCGGGUUGUACGGGAAUUUCCACGGCUCUGCUGGUGGCUCUGGAAGGAGGAAAAGGCUUUGAUACGGUGGAUGAACGCAAGGAUAGGGCAUUGCUGUACGCAGUAUUGCCCAAAGAUGAUAACCCUACUACAGGUACUAGCAGUCGUCUACCCGUGGAAGUGAUACGAUCGGGUCUACUCCAAGACGUCAAUCAAACCUGCCGAGAACUCAGCCAGAAAUUGGCUCGGUCUAUACGUGGCGAGAGCAGUUCAGACGACAGCAAUAAUGUAUCUGCCCUGAUUUGCAUUUCCGUCAGUGUGGACAUUUUUGCCGAAACCUUGCAAGCAGCCUCCAGUUCCGACAUUCCCGUCACCGGCACCGGUGGAACGUCUCUGGCAUUGGCAGCCUCCCGAUAUCAAAUACGGUUGGUGGGAAAUGCCGGAGGAUCAGUGGCCAAUACUUCCUUGACGCGGGCAGUGUCGUAUGUCCAUGCACUGGCGACGGCCAUGAAUGUGCCCUAUCAACCUUGGAGGAAACCGCAAGCAUCCCAUGGACCCAGGUGGAGAUCUAUUCUGAAUGCCUGUCUACCAGCCUUUUGGGGGGUCUGUCUGCUACGUCGAAGUCUCUUGUCUAUAAACUCAUUCUUGGAAUCCAAUGGUGAUGGAGUCAUUCCAGUACAAUACAAUCCGCUCGCAAGAAUCCUAUCAUUCCAGGAAGACAACAAUAUGGAACCACUCCUCCCUCUACUUCUUCUGGUUCUCGAACGACACGCACUGCCGACGGCCUGUGCCGUGGUGACGGCUUGUAGUAGUACGACGACAGCCACCAAUCAUGGAGGAGUCGAUACAUCCAGUCGCAUCAUGGCCAGCGUUGUGGCAUCCACCGUGGCCUCGCGGUCGCUUCUCGCUGGCAUGUUGGCAGGAUACCUGGUGGCCCGCUGGCAAGAAAAGAUCCUCAUUCACUGUGUCCUUCACAAUGUUCCCGCCACCAUGACCAAUCUACUGGCGACGGGUGGGGUCGGUGCUGUCAUUGCCGCCAUGCUUCUUCCCGUGUCUCCGCUCUUGCAAAGCCUUACGGCGCUGAUGCGGUAUGCCAUUGAAUGCUCUGUUUCCAUGACAACAAUACAUGAUGUACAGUUCCUGCCAUCAUCCAUGGCAGGUAAUAUAUCGUUGGGAGCCUUUUUAUGGGGGUGCUUGUGUUGUUAUGGAAGCAAGGUGGGAUGGUACCAUGCUCUCUUUUUGCCACUGAUUUUGGUCGAAAUGGAGCUGGGGGGAGCAAGCUUUUUGGGAGCAAUCGACGAACUCACUCUGGUAUUGGUCUGUGCUGGAAUUUGCGCGGCCAAUCUGGUGUCGGCUUGUUGGCUAAUCAAGAAGCCGGCAUUGUUGACGGAUGCCAACAGGGCCUUGUGCUGGAGAGCCGUUCGAAUCAAUCUUUUGUAUGGCGACUUUGUGGAGGCCUGCUAUCCGGAAAUGGAACAGAACGUGCUGGUCAAUGUUUCUGGUUAUGUUGCCAGUGGGCUGUCAUCGGCUAUACUGGUGGCCCGAUCUUCAUCACCCGAGGAGGUUCCCAAGAGUCUGGCAUACUUGCCAUGGCCGGUGGCGGUAUGGUUGUCCGGCACGGAUUGGUGGCCCAUGUUUGUGGCGUCUGUGGUUGCUUUUGGCAUUCCAUUCAUUGCCACCCUUUUGAAUGAUAUUCUGUUCAAGAAAGCUCCCAUAAAGCAAGAAUAG
Messenger RNA from Seminavis robusta, 1830 nucleotides. Lineage: Eukaryota; Bacillariophyta; Bacillariophyceae; Naviculales; Naviculaceae. The record is from the annotation of a GenBank genome assembly.